This is a messenger RNA of Trichoplax adhaerens, 627 nucleotides long. RefSeq lists its product as uncharacterized. Gene Ontology annotation, biological process: peptidyl-serine phosphorylation; peptidyl-threonine phosphorylation. The transcript has a single exon. The record is from RefSeq and is a predicted model, not a curated record. Gene Ontology annotation, cellular component: nucleus; cytoplasm. Bases 1 to 627 code for a protein of 208 amino acids. Gene Ontology annotation, molecular function: protein tyrosine kinase activity; protein serine/threonine kinase activity; ATP binding. NCBI's taxonomy places the organism in Eukaryota, Metazoa, Placozoa, Uniplacotomia, Trichoplacea, Trichoplacidae.
AUGUUAACAAACUUGACUAGUUGCUCAAAUGCGACCGUCAUGAGCAAUAAUAGUAAUCGUGAUGGUGAAUACCCUCUAGUACCAAAUGAAAUUAUUUCUUCGCCGACAUCACGCUAUAAAGUACUCCAAUUCUUAGGUCGUGGUACUUUUGGUCAAGUCGUCAAAUGUUGGAAGUAUAACAACCAACAGGUGGUAGCAUUAAAGAUACUCAAAAAUCUACCGUCCUACGUUCGUCAAGGUCAAAUUGAAAUUGGUAUCUUAUCCAAAUUAAAUUCUGAAGAUGUCGACAAGUACAAUUUAAUCAAGGCUACCGAAUUUUUCCAGCAUCAAGGACACACAUGUAUAGCGUUUGAAAUGUUGCAUAUUAACCUCUAUGAAGAAUUAAAACGAAAAGAUUUCUCACCAAUGACAUUGCACGAGAUACGACCAAUUUUACAACAAGUUCUAGUUGCAAUGUGGAAGUUAAAAUCAUUACGAUUAAUUCAUGCUGACCUGAAGCCGGAAAAUAUCAUGUUUGUUGAUCCUCAAAAUCAGCCCUUGAAAGUUAAAGUGAUCGAUUUUGGUUCUGCUUGUUACGUUUCCAAAAAUAUUUACUCAGGAUACAUGCAGAGCAGAUAUUACAGGUAA